Molecule: messenger RNA, 816 nt
Organism: Paramecium primaurelia
Lineage: Eukaryota; Ciliophora; Oligohymenophorea; Peniculida; Parameciidae
Source: the annotation of a GenBank genome assembly
AUGAAAAAUCAUAACAUUCCAAAAAGUUCAGAAAGAUAUGGUAAACUCAUUUUACCAAUACGUCAUUCACUUCCAGUUGGAUUAUUCUCUAGUUAGAAUUCUCUAUUUGCUUCUAUUAUUUCUGUAAAGAACAGAGAGUCAAAUAGCAAAAGUCAAAAACAGAAGAAUUCAUAAACACAUUUUGAAGCAGCAACACAAAGAGCUGUAACACCAAAUAAUUAAAAUCCAUCUCUACCAUUUACAACUAAAUAUCAUUUAAGUAGUCAAACAUAAAAACCUAAAAAGAAAUCUAAUCUAAUUAAUAAGGAAUCAUUUUAAUCAAAAAUUUCCAAUCUUAUCUGUUAAAAUAAAAGUGCAGAUUUUGAUAAUAUCAGUUCUUAAAUUAAGGAUAGAGAUGAUUAAGAAUUAAAUAAAAUUUUUAAUAAUCUUAAAUGGAUUAGUCAAUAAAUCAAUACCAUAAAGGUUAAUUAAUUAUCUCAAUAGAUAUUAUCUUAAUGGUAAAAAGUAUUGACAUCUAAUUGUGAAAAAGUUAUAGAAAUAAAUAAAUAAAAAAAGAAAUCUGAAAUGGAAUAUCCACAAUUAAUAAAAAGCAAUAGUUCAUCAUCCUAAAUAUUUGAUGCAUCUGGUCUCAAUCUUGAAAAGCUUUUAGCAGAAGAAAGAAGAAAUAGACUAUUAGUAGAAGAAUAGACUAGCAAGAUAAUAUCAAGUCAAGAAUCUCAAAUUAAAUCAUAUGUAAUUAUUUAUCUAUAUUAUAAGAUUGAGAAAAUUAAAUAAUUAGAAUAGAGAUUAAUAGAAAAGAAUUCUUGGCAAAAAUGA